CACAAGCGGCGGAAUUGGUGCCUUCUGCAAGAUUGAAAUCAUGGCAGGUCCAGAAACUGAUGCUCAAUUCCAUUUCACUGGUAUCAAAAAAUAUUUCAACUCUUAUACUCUCACAGGUAGAAUGAAUUGUGUACUGGCCACAUAUGGAGGCAUUGCUUUGAUGAUCUUAUACUUCAAGUUAAGGUCUAAAAAAACACCAGCUGUGAAAGCAACAUAAACGAUUUUUAACCUGUACCUCAUCUGUUAAAUUCCCAUGCCUGGAGAAGCUAAUGUCAACUCAUCAUGCGAUACUCAAUUUGUACAAUAAAUUAUGAACAUGGAAAAAAAAAGAAAAGAAAAAGAAACAA
This is a messenger RNA of Callorhinus ursinus (northern fur seal), 347 nucleotides long. RefSeq names its product ATP synthase F(0) complex subunit k, mitochondrial. Gene Ontology annotation, cellular component: proton-transporting ATP synthase complex. The record is from RefSeq and is a predicted model, not a curated record. Lineage: Eukaryota; Metazoa; Chordata; Mammalia; Carnivora; Otariidae.